Molecule: messenger RNA, 1578 nt
Organism: Sorex araneus (European shrew)
Lineage: Eukaryota; Metazoa; Chordata; Mammalia; Eulipotyphla; Soricidae
Product: GTPase IMAP family member 5-like
Exons: 5
Coding region: 1-1266 (421 amino acids)
Molecular function (GO): GTP binding
Source: RefSeq, a predicted model, not a curated record
AUGUUAAGUCCCAAGGGGUUCAGCACGGGAGGAACUGGAAACUUUGGUCUGGGCUAUGUCCAGCUGCUCGGGGUUCCUGUUUCAAAGCCUGCGCGCGGCCCCCCGCGGCCCCCAACGACCCCCGACGGCCUCCGCCGCCCGGACGCCCCAAACCCCGGAGCGUCCCUCUGUCCCGCCGCGCAGCCCCGGAGCCGGAGCCGGAGUCCCAGCGCCGCGCCCGGUAAGAAGAGAAUGGAAGCGGUUCCUGGCAGCAAAUACGGAAGCAUGAGUGAAGGAAGAAGGAAGCAGGGCCCCUCCCUCCUCAUGGUCGCUCUCACCAUAGCUGGGCAAUGUGGGAAUGAGGAGCUCGGACAUAGUCGGGUGCAAACUGUUUCCUCAGGCAGCAGAGCAGGUGCCGGCAUUGACGCUUCGUCCUCCUUGAGGAUCGUCCUGGUGGGCAAAUCGGGCAGCGGGAAAAGUGCCACCGGGAACAGCAUCCUCUGCCGGCCAGAAUUCGAGUCCCACGUGGCGGGGCAGAGCGUGACCAGGCAGUGCCAGGAGGCCAGGGGCACUUGGGAAGGGAGGAGCAUCCUGGUGGUGGACACGCCCCCCAUCUUCGACGCCGGGCCCCCCACCCAAGACCUAUACAAGAACAUCGGGGACUGCUACCUGCUCUCUGCCCCCGGGCCCCACGUGCUGCUGCUGGUCACUCAGCUGGGCCGCUUCACCGCGCACGACGCCGAGGCCGUCAGGAGGGUGAAGGAGGUCUUUGGGCUGGGGGCCAUGAGACACGUGAUCGUCCUCUUCACCCACAAGGAGGACCUGCAGGGCGAGCCCCUGGCUGACUACCUGGCCAGCGUGAGGGACUCGGGGCUGCCCGGGCUCCUGCGGGAGUGCGGGAGGAGGUUCUGCGGCUUCAACAACCGGGCCACGGGCGCAGAGCAGCGCCGGCAGCUGGCCGAGCUCAUGGGCCAGGUGGAGAGUCUGGAGCGGGAGCUGCAGGGCGGCUUCCUGAGCAACGAAUUGUCGCGGGAGGCGCAGCUGCUGCUGCAGCAGCGGAGCGCAGGGGCCGAGUGCGUGGAGCAGCGCGCACGCUUCCUGGGCCUGGUGCGGCGCGAGCUGGAGAAGCAGAGGCGGGCGGUGGCCACGGCCCCAGGGAGCUGCCACAGGGCCAGGCUGUGCAGGAACUCGGACUGGGUGGCUUCUGGAAUUUCUGCUCUUCUUAUUACCUGCAUUUUGAUCUUUCUGGCCAUUUUAAUUUACUACGGUAUCACGCGUACACACUGAGCAUUUCCUGACCCUAUUCCUCGACCGCACAGCCACAAGUGCGACAUCUCAUAUCUCACACCUCUCAUAUUACAAGAGUAGCGUACCACAUUUGAUGGAGUUUAAAGUAGAAGACAACCAAUCUUAGAGAGAAAUAUAUUUUUAGAGAUAUAUAUAUAUAUAUAUAAUCACACAAGGCUCAACCUUUAACAACACGAUAGUAAUCUCUUAUAGAAGGGCUUAAUGGCUCCUGGGUGAAAUACAAUGGCUCCUGGGGAGGGGUAGGAUGGGGGGAUACUGGAGACAUUGGUGGUGGAAGAUGGGCACUGGUGG